Messenger RNA from Condylura cristata (star-nosed mole), 1396 nucleotides. RefSeq names its product macrophage scavenger receptor 1 (gene MSR1). NCBI's taxonomy places the organism in Eukaryota, Metazoa, Chordata, Mammalia, Eulipotyphla, Talpidae. The transcript is spliced from 9 exons. The record is from RefSeq and is a predicted model, not a curated record. Gene Ontology annotation, molecular function: scavenger receptor activity. Gene Ontology annotation, biological process: receptor-mediated endocytosis. Gene Ontology annotation, cellular component: membrane. The coding region runs from base 1 to 1350 and encodes 449 amino acids.
AUGGAAGAGUGGGAAAAUUUUCCCAACCAUCAAGAGGACAUUGAUAGCUGUUCAGAUUCUGUGAAAUUUGAUGCUCACACAAUGACAGCUUUGAUUCCUCUGAGUCCUAAAAAUGGUCCUUCCCUUCAGGAGAAACUCAAGUCCAUCAAAGCUGCACUGAUUGCCCUUUAUCUGCUUGUGUUUGCAGUUCUCAUACCUGUUAUUGGUAUCGUGGCAGCUCAAUUCCUGCCUUGGGAAGUGAAGAAUUGUUCGGCUGUUUUAAAGAAUGUGAAUGACACAGGAAUAGGAAACAAUUAUGACCAUGAAAUGAGAUUUCAAGAAGUUGUUGCAGAGCAAAUGAACAACAUGGAAAAGAAAAUCCAGUAUAUUUCAGAAUCAGAAUCGGAUCUCAUAAAAUCAGAGAAUUUCCAAAAUUUCAGCAUGAUGAAUGACCAAAAGUUUAAUGACCUUUUCUUCCAGCUAAGUACCUUGGCUUCCACAGUACAGGGACAUGGAAGCACAAUAGAUGAGAUAUCUAAAUCAUUAAUAAGUCUGAAUACCACAUUAGUUGAUUUGCAACUCAAUGUUGAAACACUGAAUACCAAAAUCCAAGAGAAUUCAUUUAAACAAGGAGAGGAGAUAAAAAAGUUAGAGGAGCAUGUGUACAAUGCAUCAGCAGAAAUUAUGUCUGUGAAAGAAAAACAAGUAUAUUUGGAACAGGAAAUAAAAGGAGAAGUAAAACUACUGAAUAACAUCACUAAUGAUCUCAGACUGAAAGAUUGGGAACAUUCUCAGACAUUGAAAAAUAUCAGCUUAAUUCAAGGUCCGCCUGGCCCCCCGGGUGAAAAAGGAGAUCGGGGUCCCAUGGGACCAGCUGGUGGCCGAGGCCUUCCAGGAGUAAUUGGACCUCCAGGUCUCAAAGGUGAUAGAGGAACAUCUGGUUUUCGUGGAUCUCCAGGAUCUUCAGGACCAAUAGGGAGGCCGGGGAGACAAGGAAAUCCUGGACAAAAAGGGCAGAAAGGGGAAAAAGGAGAUGGAAGGGUAAUAGUUCCACUGAAGACUGUUCGACUGGUUAGUGGUGGAGGCCCUCAUGAGGGAAGAGUGGAAAUUUUACAUGAAGGCCAGUGGGGCACAAUUUGUGAUGACCACUGGGAACUACGUAGUGGACAGGUCAUCUGCAGGAGUUUGGGCUAUCCAGGUGUUCACAGUGUGCACAAGAAAGCUUAUUUUGGACCAGGUACUGGCCCGAUUUGGCUGAGUGAAGUAUUUUGUUUUGGGAGAGAAUCAUCUAUUGAAGAGUGCAAAAUUAGACAGUGGGGUGCAAGAGACUGUACACAUUCUGAAGAUGCUGGGGUCAUAUGUGCUUUAUAACGUAUCGUAUUUUCACUCACAUUUGUACAAUCAUUGUUACAAAUUU